This is a messenger RNA of Carica papaya (papaya), 745 nucleotides long. NCBI's taxonomy places the organism in Eukaryota, Viridiplantae, Streptophyta, Magnoliopsida, Brassicales, Caricaceae. The record is from RefSeq and is a predicted model, not a curated record.
CAGUAAACCAUUGGUUAAUAUCUUUUGACAUGAUUACCAUAUUUUCAACUCAGCUUUGCUUAACAUCUUUCUAAAUUGACUAGAUCUUGGGCCUUUUGCAGUAAUACUGCUGCAAUCGUGAUGGAAGCUAAAUUCUUUCGCUUCCUUAAGAUUGUUGGUGUUGGGUACAAAGCCAGAGCUGAAGCAGAAGGGAGGCUUUUGUAUCUCAAAUUAGGAUACAGUCAUGAGGUUGAGCUAUCCGUGCCUCCUGCUGUUCGCGUUUUCUGCUUCAAGAACAAUAUGGUUUGCUGUACUGGGAUUGACAAGCAAAGAGUGCAUCAGUUUGCUGCUACUGUCCGAAGUUGUAAGCCUCCCGAAGUUUACAAAGGAAAGGGUAUCAUGUAUAUUGAUGAAAUUAUCAAGAAAAAGCAAGGAAAGAAGUCUAAAUGAUAGCAGAUGCGCAUGUUACCAUUGCAAAAUGUUUUUGCAGUUUAUUUUUUAGACUCAGCCACAUUCACAUCCCUCUUUUUGAAAAUUAAUUUAUUAGGAUUCUUGGAACAUUCAGGAUCUUGAAGUUGCAGCUUGUUCAAUAGAAUCAUCCUUCUAUUUGCUUUUGUUGACUAUUGUCUAUCAAUGGGAAUGAAGAUCGUCGAAUAUUGGAGUCAGGAAUAGGAAACAAAAUAAUAGCUCGUGGAGUUUUCUCAAUCGGUUCUUAUGAUGGCAAGUUCACUAAAUCAAGUAUCACGUAGAGAGCCUUAACCCAAAA